CACUGAACUUCCCUCACAAACCAAACUGCUACAGCCCUGUGUUCUUCUUUACUGGUUCCUGUUGUGAAUCAAGCACAAUGAGCAAGAUCACUUUAUUUGCAGGUCUGUUCCUGGGUCUGUGCCAUUUGGGUUCUACCUAUCAACUGGUCUGCUACUUUACCAACUGGUCCCAGUACAGACCUGGAGCUGAGAAGUUCCUGCCAGAGAAUGUUGACCCUCAACUAUGUACUCAUCUGAUCUAUGCCUUCUCCGUUAUCAACUCUGCCAAUCAACUUACCACCUAUGAAUGGAAUGAUGAGACCCUCUACAGUUCCUUCAAUGGCCUUAAAAACAGUAAUCCUCAGCUCAAAACACUGUUGGCUGUUGGUGGAUGGAACUUUGGCACUGCACAGUUCACCAACAUGGUAUCAACGCCUGCAAAUCGACAAACGUUCAUCCAGUCCUCAAUCAGUUUUCUGCGGAAGUAUGGUUUUGAUGGGUUGGAUCUGGACUGGGAGUACCCUGGGUCUCGUGGCAGCCCUCCAGAGGACAAGCAGAGAUUUACAUUGUUGUGCCAGGAGCUCCUGGAGGCCUUUGUAGCUGAGGGCAAAGCAACCAGCCGUCCCAGACUACUGCUCACAGCUGCAGUGGCUGCUGGGAAAGGGACUAUUGAUACUGGUUAUGAGAUUGGAGAGAUUGCAAAAUACCUGGACUUCAUUAACGUGAUGACCUAUGACUUCCAUGGAUCCUGGGAGACCUUUACAGGACACAACAGCCCUCUAUACAAUGGUUCCCAAGACAAAGGAGACAAUAUUUACUUCAACACAGACUUUGCCAUGACAUACUGGCGGGACCAGGGAGCCCCUGUUGAGAAGCUGAUAAUGGGCUUUCCCACAUAUGGUCGUACGUUCCAGCUCUCCUCUGGAAAGACUGGGGUCGGAGCAGCAGCCAAUGGUCCUGGUGCAGCUGGACUUUUCACCAGGGAGGCUGGUUUCUGGUCUUAUUAUGAGAUCUGUCCCUUCCUCCAAGGAGCAACUGUCCAGUGGAUUCAGGACCAAAUGGUUCCCUAUGCCUUUAAAGGAAAUCAGUGGGUGGGAUUUGACAACACCAACAGCUAUGAUGUCAAAGUCAGUUAUCUAAAGAAUAAAGGCUUUGGAGGGGCUAUGGUCUGGUCCCUGGACCUGGAUGACUUUUCUGGACAGUCUUGUGGACAGGGCAACUAUCCCCUGAUUGGCCAUCUGAAAAAUCUCCUGAACACUGAACAACCUAGCCUGCCACCUACACCCACCCCACAGACAGGGGCACCUCCCGAAACAAAGGCAACACCCAAGGCCAACACCACCAACUACCCAGGCCCCUCCGCACCCUCCACCACAACCACCACCACCACCACCCAUGUGGCCGGCAGCAGUUUCUGUGCCGGCAAUGCUGAUGGGUUGUAUGUGAAAGCAGACGCCCCUGGUUCUUUCUAUCACUGUGCCAAUGGCUUCACCUGGAUCCAGAACUGCCCCGCUGGUCUGGUAUUCAAAGACAACUGCAAGUGCUGUAACUGGCCUUUUCAUUUCACAUCUCAUGUGCGUUUCUCGUCUAAUUUGUCUAACGUAGAAUCAAGCACAAUGAGCAAGCUCACUUUAUUUGCAGGUCGGUUUUUGGAGCUGUGCCAGUUGGAAUCAAGCACAAUGAGCAAGCUCACUUUAUUUGCAGGUCUGUUUUUGGAGCUGUGCCAGUUGGGUUCUACCUACCAACUGGUCUGCUACUUUACCAACUGGUCCCAGAACAGACCUGGAACUGAGAAGUUCCUGCCAGAGAAUGUCGACCCUCAACUCUGUACUCAUCUGAUCUACGCCUUCUCCGUUAUCAACUCUGCCAAUCAACUUACCACCUAUGAAUGGAAUGAUGAGACCCUCUACAGUUCCUUCAAUGGCCUUAAAAACAGUAAUCCUCAGCUCAAAACACUGUUGGCUGUUGGUGGAUGGAACUUUGGCACUGCACAGUUCACCAUCAUGGUUUCAACACCUGCAAAUCGACAAACCUUCAUCCAGUCCGCAAUCAGUUUUCUGACGAAGUAUGGUUUUGACGGGUUAGAUCUGCACUGGGAGUACCCUGGGUCUCGUGGCAGCCCUCCAGAGGACAAGCAGAGGUUUACAUUGUUGUGCCAGGAACUCCUGGAGGCCUUUGUAGCUGAGGGCAAAGCAACCAGCCGUCCCAGACUACUGCUAACAGCUGCAGUGGCUGCUGGGAAAGGGACUAUUGAUACUGGCUAUGAGAUUGGAGAGAUUGCAAAAUACCUGGACUUUAUUAACGUGAUGACCUAUGACUUCCAUGGAUCCUGGGAGACCUUUACAGGACACAUCAGCCCUCUAUACAACAGUUCCCAAGACAAAGGAGACAAUAUUUACUUAAACACAGACUUUGCCAUGACAUACUGGCGGGACCAGGGAGCCCCUGUUAAGAAGCUGAUAAUGAGCUUUCCCACAUAUGGUCGUACGUUCCAGCUCUCCUCUGGAAAUACUGGGCUUGGAGCACCAGCCAACGGUUCUGGUGCAGCUGGAUCUUUCACCAGGGACCCUGGUGUCUGGUCUCAUUAUGAGAUCUGUAAAUUCCUCCAAACAGCAACUGUCCAGUGGAUUCAGGAUCAAAUGGUUCCCUACGCCUUUAAAGGAAAUCAGUGGGUGGGAUUUGACAACACCUACAGCUAUGAUGCCAAAGUCAGUUACCUAAAGAAUAAAGGCUUUGGGGGGGCUAUGGUCUGGUCCCUGGACCUGGAUGACUUUUCUGGACAGUCUUGUGGACAGGGCAACUAUCCCCUGAUUGGCCAUCUGAAAAAUCUCCUGAACAUUGAACAACCUACCCUGCCACAUACACCCACCCCACAGACAGGGGCACCUGCCGUAACAAAGGGAAAACCCAAGGCCAUCACCACCAACUACCCAGGCCCAUCCGCACCCUCCACCACCGGCAGUACUUUCUGUAUAGGCAAUGCUGAUGGGUUGUAUGUGAAAGCAGACGCCCCUUGAUCUUUCUAUCACUGUGCCAAUGGAUUCACCUGGAUCCAGAACUGCCCCGCUGGUCUGGUAUUCAAAGACAACUGCAAGUGCUGCAACUGGGCUUAGAGCUGCCUAAAGGCCUGUCUGUUAAUGACGUACGCCUAACUCUGCUGGGAAAAUGUAUUAUGCAAAUUACAGUAUAGUGAUGUUUAUGUGUGACUUCACGUAGUUACUAGAAUAUAAUUUUAAGUUGGCACAAUUAAACAAUAACUUAUACGUUAUUUUAAUUCUAGCAGCCAGAUCUAGUUGUGCUUCGGUCAUCUUCUCACCUCUUUCUCAGAACUCAUUGGAUAAGAAAAUAAGAGAGGGACCCCUGGACUGGACUUUUUUUUCAGUGA
Esox lucius (northern pike) is the source of this 3364-nucleotide messenger RNA. Its product is annotated as probable chitinase 10. The transcript has 25 exons. Gene Ontology annotation, molecular function: chitin binding; chitinase activity. NCBI's taxonomy places the organism in Eukaryota, Metazoa, Chordata, Actinopteri, Esociformes, Esocidae. Gene Ontology annotation, cellular component: extracellular region. The record is from RefSeq and is a predicted model, not a curated record. Gene Ontology annotation, biological process: carbohydrate metabolic process; chitin catabolic process.